This is a messenger RNA of Cladocopium goreaui, 5617 nucleotides long. Lineage: Eukaryota; Dinophyceae; Suessiales; Symbiodiniaceae. The record is from the annotation of a GenBank genome assembly.
GCAUUCUCCGCGUUACGCUUGUAUUGCAGAAAGUUUCAUUUGAUCUUUGGAUCAGAGCAACCACGAAGAGGACAAUUCCAAAGUGCCUCAUCGUGGCAAAGAAAGCAAACGGCAUCAGGCGCAUGUCGCCACCACUCUCACCUGUACAUGUUGCCGAUGCCUCUGACGACCUUCCUGACGAAGCGGUGGAAUCUCCAAUGGUUUCCGAUCACGGCAACGACGACUUUCCUGACGAAGGGGUGGAAUCCGAAAUGGCAUGCCCAGUGCGAAUUCUCACCUUUUAUUGGGUGGUGGCCCGACCCAAGAAUCCAACAGGCAGGUGUCUAGUGCGGGCAUUUCUGCAACCUUGUGCCUUAGUUCAGAUGGGGACAACGGGGAGUGCCUCGCACGUCGCCUCCCAGCCGAGACGCGCCAUUGGAGCUCCACCACAGGUCGCCUCCCAGCCGAGACGCCCCAUUGGUGCCCCACCAGAGGCGCCAACUGCGCUGGACAGUGAGCGAACCAGCGACAUCCAGUCGCCUCCCAGCCGAGACGCCCCAUUGGUGCCCCACCAGAGGCGCCAACUGCGCUGGACAGUGAGUGAACCAGCGACAUCCAGUCGCCUCCCGGCCGAGACGCCCCAUUGGUGCUCCACCAGAGGCGGCACCUGCGCUGGACAGCGAGUGAAUCAACGACAUCCAGGCGGCAGCGCCGGAGGUUCCACCAGCUUGAAAGGCCGGCCAUUGUGGUGUGAUGCUUCGGAUUCGAGCUCGGAUGCGAGCACCUCACCGCUUGCCCGAGGUGAUGCCGCGCCGCCUUUGCCUUCCUGUCCAAAUUCGUCCCUCACAGUGCCAAGCACGUUGACAUCGACCAAUGAUGACGAUGUUGCACCAGUGCCGAUCUCUUUAGCCACUGCGAUUCGCAAUGGAACCGCUGAGUCUGAUGCUUCUGACUUGGAGACUUUUGCAGUUCCAGAGGGAUGCCGCGCAGCAGUCAAAGAAUGGACCGCCAAUUUUCUUGCCUUCUUGUCUUCGCAAUCUAGAGCGGCAUCUUUCUUCAAGGCAUUGCAAAGCAUUCUCUCGAUUGAGCCAAGCGUCUUUGCAAACACCUGUGCUCAACUUGCCACGAGUUUGCCGAGUUGGAAUGCUUUCUUUUGUGAUUCUGCCAGCAGGUUCGCUGAUCCUGUCUUUGUCCCGGCGUUAUCCGAGACUGCAGCUCCAGAGCAUCUUCAACUGCUACUCUUCGGGCUUGUCCCACUUCAUCUACCAGCCACAGAGAACAUCUUCUAUUGUUUCAAAUCGACUCGCCUGGAAUGUCUUCACUUUCUGAAAACUUUGCAAGCCACUGUGCGCAUGCCUCCUUGUCGAUGUUUGCAGCGCGUUGGCGAGCAUCUCUGCGGUUGCGGUCUUUCGCAGCUUUGCCUGGUUUUGUCCCCCGCAUAUGUGGUGGACUUGAUCAUUAUUGACAGCUACAGUUGCUUGUUUCACGUCUCUAGCUUUCAUUCCUUCCGGCCGCUCUCCUGGCAAGCGGCGAUCCAGAAACUGCGUUCCCCCAACUGCUUCUUGUUCGUUUUCGUUCAUUCCACUGGCCACUUCGUGCAAGCAAUGCUCCAUGUACCCUCUUCGUCGUCUUGUCCUGAAAUUUGGCUGGGGCAACCUCAACCCACGGCGCGCGAAGCUUGCGUAGCUCGAGUUCCUCUCAAUGUUGCGGAUCCCCCUUUGACCGCGCGUCUAAGCAGGCACGCCAUGCAGCGGUUUGCGACUUGCGCAGCCUCAUCCGAGCCUGCAGCUGGUGCUUCUUCCUCUGCGCCGCGUGGCUCCGCCGACACUCCUGUGGGAAGGUCGCUCCGUGAUGAAUGCAGCAGCCUCUUGCACUGCAGCCCGGAGGUCUUCGAUCGAACAUUUCAACGAAUUUACCAACGCUCUCCCGAGCGAGCACAGGUCGUAGCAAGAUAUUUGCUUGCAGACUUGGUACGAUUUCCUGUGGACUUGAUCGAAGCAGAGCUUCCGGAAUUUUUUUCCCAUGACUUCUUUGCUUGCACAGAAAGCCGGAUGUCCAUUUGCCUCUGUUUGGAUAGCGGCGCGAAUAAAAGCGGCAUCAUGACAGCCCUGUGCGAUAUUGUUUCUGGAUUCGAAAAAAAUCUGCUCGAUGAUGCGUUGCAAAAAGCUAGAAACGAGCAUGCAGAAGAAGGCGACGAUGAGGACCUUGGAUUCGACGCGCAUGGCGACGGAAGCAAGAAGCGCAAAACAUCGGUGGCACAAGCGCUUGCACGUAUCCGGCAAAAUAAGCCCGCGCUCUUUUCUGAUGAAGGCUCCCUUCCAGCCAUUGGGCUUCAAAUGUCGCAAAACGGGCAUCGUGCCAUUGGAAUGUACGAUGAAGGUCGUUUCCUCUUGCGCGCCUUGUCCAAUGGCGAAGGUUCGGGCUUCAAUGCCUCUACCAUGUCCAAGCUGUUCAAUGGUUCUGUUUGGAAGCGUACAGUUGUGAAAGAUCACAACCGGUUCUCCAUGCACCACACAUGCCUCUGCCUGUGCAUGACUUUCCACAUUGAAGAGUGGCACGAGUUUUUGUCUAAAGAUGGAGCCUUGGGCAUGCAGAGCCGGUUUCUCACGUUCCAUAGUUCUCCUCGCUUGGACAAAGCGAAUGCCGUGCUCGAUGCGGACGUAUAUCGUGGCGACGAUGCAGAUGCACCUCUUCACAACGCCUCUUUGCUGGGGCGGUUUGUGGACGUGCUUGUUUACACGGAUCGUGCACAUGCAUCCGAGAAAGACUACAUCCCGUAUUAUUUUGCAGCGGAUGCGCUUCAGUACUUUUCAACUCACUUUGACCAGCAAGUUCUGGAGCAAGAACUUUCAUACCUACAAGAUCCGAAAAAAUUCAGCCACGCACGGAAACUUAAGUCUUUGCCUUGGAGGCUUGCGAUACUUUUGCAUUCUUGGCGGCAUGCUUGCUUCCAGAUGGGAAAUGAGAAUGCAAUGUGGAGCCGUAGGUUGUCGCAAUCUGUUGUGAAAGUGUCCAAAACCAUUUUCGACUAUCUGUCCCUGCAAUCUCAAUUCUUGUCGCCUGCAUCGGAUUUGCUGCAGCUCCUGGAUCAAAACAGCUUGCGACAACAGGCGUCGCAAAAAUAUCCUUCCUUGGUUUCGCUCCUCGAGGGCAAAUCCUUCCCAACAGCUUCUAUCCCAGAUCCUCUUUCCCAUUGCUCCACGAACUUUCCGCAAUGGUGGGACGCUUUAGCUGCAAGUGAUCGUCUCUAUUGCGUCGUCGGUGCCCAAUGGCUUCUCACGUCCACAUCGACCCCGACAAUUACUGGCGGCUCUACAUCGUCUAGACUUGAUCGCCUGCUCUUUCCUGCUUCUGCCGACUUACUCCCUGUCUUCGUUGUUGCGAAUUACCUUGCAGACACUGAAUGCCGAGGCUUGGUGGCUCACGCCAUGCUGCGGGAAACCUAUCCUGGAAUGCAGCUUGAUUCAGCCGACUGCGAUUUCAUCCUGCAGAAGCUGGAGAACCACGCACCUCAUUUGCUGGGCACAACACUGCACAUCCCGGAGUACGUUCCCUUUCACUGCGUGCGUCCACCAGUAUCUGCAUGCGUCGCGUGUUCACGUGUGCUGGCACCUCUGCGUGAAAAAGUUGUGCCUUGCAUCGCUACUUUGGAAAGGCAAAAUUUUGUCAAAGUGUGCACGUACAUAUGUCCUCAGUGCCACCGAAAGUAUUGCGGCCCAUGGAUUGAAGCUACUUCCGCCAGUGGCCGAGAAAGUCGGUAUUUAUCAACAGCAUCCCCAACUACAUUCCAUACGUCCUCCAAUAUCCUUUUCGCGGCAAGCUUUCUCGACACAGUGACGAAUCUUCUGGUGAAUUGCGGCGGUUCCUUUCGCGGCAUUGCCAACUCAAUCCAGUUUGCUUCCAAAACCCGGCACUUUGAAACAUUGCUGCGAGACACCUGGCUGCAAUAUUCUUUGACGCGGUUUCUCGGCGACGAAAGCUUAAGCAUCGAUUGGGCUCUUUCCAACAAUAGAAUGGAGCCCCUCUGUCGCCUCCUUGAGCCACGAAUCACCAACCUCUUUCAAACACGCUGGCUUCACAUGCACGAAUGCAGCGCUUGUUCUACCGGCGUCCUCGUCGUGGAUGGCAAUGCUAAGGUGCGAACAAAAUUGUGUGCAAACACCGACGAUGGCAUUUGGAAUUGCAAUCUUCUAAAAGCUCAUUGCCUUACCGGCUGCCAAAAUCCGCCAAUGCCCGGCAAGAAAUAUUGCUGCGUUCAUCUGCGUGAUUCUGAUCCAGUCCUGGGCUCCGAUACACUGAUGUUGCGCGUUCUUUCCUUUUUGCAUCCUGCCGCGCCCCAGCUCACAAUCCAGGCUCAGUGUGUGUUGCCUUGUCUCCCAGUUUGCCGACGAUUAUGCAAAGCUUUGCGGUUUGCUUUGGUGCAUGCUCACGGCAGUUAUCCUGUGGAUCUUCUCAAGGUCAUCAAAGUCUCCCGCUCGCGCAAGUAUUUCUUUCAGACUGCUGCUGGAGACUCCUUCUCGCUGUUGAGCUCUCACGUUCCUUUACGGUUCCAACAGCAGUUUGGUGCUUCCUUUUUUGAUCCCGAAUCGCGGGAAUGCCAGGUCAAACCGCGCACGGGCCAACAAAUAACAUUCACCGACAAAGAGCAGGGGAAGAGCUGCCGGGCACAAUGGGAUCGGAUGACCAAAGCCAGACGUGUCGCUCGUGGAAAAGAGCUAAAGAAACUUUCCAAAAAGGAGCGGCUUCAAUUCUUGCACGAACAUCUUCCUCUGGUGUGGUACGAUUGUGCGUGCACUCUGAAGAAAUUUAUCACAGCGAAAAAGCGUCGCAAUCGCAACAAAAUCACACGCACGCUGUCAAAAUUAAGGCUGGCCAUUGACAAAUUUCAUUUUCGGAAAGGCCGCUCUGGUUGUCGGCCCAAUGGCACCUCGCCUUUGCCCUCCGUGUGGCCGCAAACGCAUGCUCAAUUCCGCCGCUUUAAUGAUAGCGCUGCAGAGCAAUCCUUUGCAUUUCUGAAACGCAUUGCUGUGGCCGCGCGACGAAUGACACCUGUACGUGGCUUGCUGUUUGUGCUCUUGCUGCAGCAUGCCCGCAAUCUGUUCCUGGAAACUGCCGCAAUCCAAAAGCAGCAUCGGAAGAACCAUCAACGUGCGGCCUUCCUGCAGAAAAGAAGUUUCGAAGAAAGUUCCGAAACUAGAUUUCUUCGCACUCGACAUGAUUGUAACAUGACCCAGCAUGAUGGCACUAAGACGACGUCAGCAGCCACUGUGGAAGAUGAUGUCUUGCCGUGCUGCCAGGGUGGCGGUAGUGACAUGAGGAGGUCGUCUCCCCGCACUGACAAGAAGAGCGGUCUUGAUCUUCAGCCAAGGCAGUUCAUGGCGAUACAAUUUGCUACAGCUGGAAACUACUCGCUGGGCGCAAAGUUGGCCCGACAAAACAUGCCGCGCAGCGUGCAUUUCGCCAUGGGACAGAAAUGGCACGGUCACAGCUGGCCUCCACGGUUUCACGGCUCAGCCGUGGAACCGUGCGGCCACGGCUCGGCUCCACGGUUCCACGGCUCAGCCGUGGAACCGUGGAGCCCAGCCGUGGCCGCACAGCUCACGGCUGAGCCGUGGAACCGUGGAACCGUGGAACCGUG